Messenger RNA from Gastrolobium bilobum, 1212 nucleotides. RefSeq names its product serine/arginine-rich splicing factor RS31-like. Gene Ontology annotation, biological process: mRNA splicing, via spliceosome. Gene Ontology annotation, molecular function: RNA binding. NCBI's taxonomy places the organism in Eukaryota, Viridiplantae, Streptophyta, Magnoliopsida, Fabales, Fabaceae. The record is from RefSeq and is a predicted model, not a curated record. The transcript is spliced from 5 exons. Gene Ontology annotation, cellular component: nuclear speck. The coding region runs from base 144 to 917 and encodes 257 amino acids.
AAUGUUCUUAGUGGGAUCAUCAAUCAAUUUAAUAAGCCAUGCCUAGCUUCACUGAAAAUAGGGGAUCAAUGAAUUUCUGUCAAGUCAUGCCAUUCUAUUUCUGAAAUCACUUGUGCUGUCUGAAUGGAGAAGCAUGCUUGGCAAUGACAAUCUCAGACCUGAAUUUUGGAAUUAAACCUUUAAUUGCAAUCAUGAUUUUGUUCCUCAUUCAACGUCUCUACAGCUUCUUGUGCAUCAGCCCUCACUUAUAUCCAGGUUUUGCUUUUGUCUAUUAUGAGGAUGAGCGUGAUGCUGAAGAAGCAAUCCGUGCACUUGACAAUUUUCCAUUUGGUUACGACAAGCGAAGGUUGUCUGUGGAGUGGGCUAGGGGUGAACGUGGACGCCAUCGCGAUGGCUCAAAGGCAAACCAGAAGCCCACGAAAACCUUAUUUGUUAUUAACUUUGACCCAAUUCGUACUAGAGUUCGUGAUAUGGAAAAACAUUUUGAACCUUAUGGGAAGGUUUUGCAUGUUCGAAUUCGUCGGAACUUUGCAUUUGUGCAGUUUGAAACUCAAGAAGAUGCUACUAAAGCUCUUGAGUGUACAAAUAUGAGUAAAAUACUGGACAGGGUAGUGUCUGUGGAGUAUGCUCUGAGGGAUGAUGGUGAGAGGGGUGAUAAUUCUGACAGUCCUAGAAGAGGGGGUUAUGGGAGAUCUCCCAGCCCAGUUUAUCGCAGGCGAUCAAGUCCUGACUAUGGUCGUCCACACAGCCCUGUGUAUGAUAGGUAUAAUGGACCAGAUAGGCGGAGGAGUCCUGAUUAUGGCAGGCACAGGAGUCCUGAUUAUGGCAGGCCUAGGAGCCCUGAUUAUAGCAGGCCUAGGAGCCCUGAUUAUGGUAGAUAUCGCAGCCGUUCCCCGGUACGAAGGUCAAGAACUUAAAGUGAUUUCUGGUUUUGGGGUAAGAAGCAGGCUCCAGGGGUACCUCAUUACUUUCUGGGUGUUACAAUAGCUAGUGGCACUUCAUGUAUUAAUUGGUGCUUCUCACAGUUAAUGUGGUUUGGUUUGGUUUUGGAUCUUUUGCUGUUUAGUGGUCAGUGCAAAUUGUGCUUAUAGGACCUGAAUAUAACCUGUUUAGAGUCAAGACUUAUUGAUGCAUAUUUUUGCAGGGACAUCAUGUGUUUUGCUAUGACUAAAAAUUAAUGUUCUACUGUGAUUUAAUGUGCUCUUUCCAGUG